GACAGCGGUGACAAACAUUAGCAAAACAACAUUGGUCCCGCCCCCCCCAAAGGCUCUCCUUUUUUCUUUUUUCUAUUUAAACCCUGCCUUGCAGCGUUGUGUCCAGCAGGGGGCGGACUGGCCGUGAAACGGUGCUUUCGUGGCUGUAACGUGAUAUUACAAAAGCACGCCACUCGGCUCUUGUUGGUGGAAAUGUGUCUUUCUUCGCCAGGGGGAGCAGGACGCUUGCGCUCUCGAGGACUAUUGCCAAGAGCGAGGACCGACGGUGACGUUCAGUAACCUGCACUACUGCGUUCGGGAGAGCAGGCUCUGCCGAAAGAAAGGUCCGGAAAAGUCCAUCCUCAAAGAUGUCAGUGGCAUCAUGAGACCCGGGAUGAACGCCAUCAUGGGCGCCACAGGAAGUGGGAAAACAUCGCUACUGGAUGUCAUCGCGGGAAGAAAAGACCCCGCUGGACUUCGCCAAGGAAAAGUCCUGGUGGAUGGCAGGCCCGUGACCUCUGACCUCAGGCUUAGUUCUGCUUAUGUGGUCCAGGACGACAUCCUGAUGGGAACGCUGACAAUUCGGGAGAACCUUCUCUUCAGCGCCAACCUGCGUCUGGACCCUCGACGCCAUUCCGCCGCGGAAAAGCGCAGCAGGGUCACGACUAUCAUCGAGGACCUGGGACUGGCUGACUGCGCAGACAGCAAGAUAGGGACGGAGUUUCUACGCGGGGUGUCAGGCGGCGAGAGGAAGCGCUGCAGCAUCGGGAUGGAGCUCAUCACCUCUCCUUCUCUGCUCUUCCUGGAUGAACCCACCACCGGGCUGGACUCCAACACGGCCAACUGCAUCAUCGGCCUGCUGCACAAACUCUCCAGGCGAGGCAAGACCGUCAUCUUCUCCAUCCACCAGCCGCGCUUCUCCAUCUUCAGGCGUUUCGACCACCUGACGCUCAUGCACAAAGGGGAGGUGGUGUACGCGGGGGCGGCCCACCGGGCGCUGGAGUACUUCACCAACCUCGGCUUCCAGAUCGAGUCCUUGGACAACCCCGCCGAUUUCUUCAUGGACGUCACAAACGGAGAAGCUCAAUCUUCUCUGGAAGAACUCAACUCGGCUGGCUGCAAGAACGCCUUGGCAGUCAAGUACUACCAGUCCCAGCUGUGCCAGGACAUGCUGGGCCAGCUGGACCUUGUGGACCGCAACGUCGCUGAUGGCAUCAUAGGUCACCAAAAGACUGCUCGUUAUGCUACUUCUUUCCUUUACCAGUUGCGCGUGGUGUGUGGCAGGACGGUCGUGAACACGCUGAGGAAUCCGCAGACGUCUUACGCCCAGUUGGCUCUCAACGUCUUCUUUGCCAUCCUGGUGGGCCUUAUUUAUUACCAAAUGCCCUUAACCCUGCCUGAAGCUUUACAGAACAGGAGCGGAGCUUUCUUCUUCCUCAUCAUCAACAUGGUGUUUGGCAACCUCUCAGCCGUCGAGCUCUUUAUCAACGAGAGAGCCAUCUUCAUCCAUGAGAACUCCGGCGGCUACUACCGCACGUCCGUCUACUUCCUGUCCAAGGUUUUUGCUGACCUCAUCCCCAACCGCAUCAUUCCCAUCUUUUUGUUUUCGGCCAUCGCCUACUACAUGAUGGGCCUGAAGCCGGCCUUGGCUGCCUUCCUGUGCUUCGCUCUGACCAUGUCCCUGGUCAGCCUGGCGGGGGUCGGCCUGGCCUUCCUGGUGUCCGCCAGCGUGUCGUCCUUCGCCAUGGCCAACAUCCUCAUAGCGCUGCCCUUCGUCUUCAUGAUGGUGUUCGGCGGCUACCUGGUCAACCUCAACGCCAUGCUCAGCUGGCUGUCCUGGCUCAAGUGGGUCAGCAUCUUCCGAUACGGACUGAACGCCGCGUUCAUCAACGAGAUGGCGGGACAGCUGUUCUACUUCAACGCCACCGUGAUCCCGGGCGAGCUGUUCCUCCGGAGCCAAGACAUGGACUACUCGACGUGGGGGUUCUGGCAGAACCACGUGGCCUUGCUGGGGAUCGUCCUGGUCUGCAUGCUCCUGGCCUACGUCCAGCUGCUCAGGAUCAACCGGUGGAAGUGACUUUUGUCCCGUUUCAUGUGUCAGGUAAACGGCGAAGAAUGUGGCCAUUUGAAUUCCCUUCCUACUGUAAAUGGGGGAAAAUAAUUGACGGUAAAACCAUUUUAUUACAGUAAAAUCUAAGGCUUUAGUUACUUUUUUACUGUAAAAAAAAAAACUGCUGUUUGUUUGUUUUUACGGUAAAAUUCGGAUGAUUAACAGAUGUUUUUACCGUGAAAUCUAGAGAUGCUCUUGCAGUGAAAUGCUGGAAUUGUAAAAACUGUAUUUGGUCACGUUUCAUGUGUCAGGUAAACCGCGACGAAUCCCCUUCCUACUGUAAAUGGAGAAAAACAAUUUCUUUACAGUAAAACUGAGUAUUACCGUAAACUCGACGGCUGUUGUUUUUUACUGUAAAAAAAACAAAAAAACGGUGCCGCUGUUUUUUUCCGGUACAAUCCUGAUGUUGAGCAGCUGUUUUUUUUUAAUUUAC
Entelurus aequoreus (snake pipefish) is the source of this 2522-nucleotide messenger RNA. Its product is annotated as broad substrate specificity ATP-binding cassette transporter ABCG2-like. Gene Ontology annotation, molecular function: ATP binding; ABC-type transporter activity; ATP hydrolysis activity. The coding region runs from base 362 to 2056 and encodes 564 amino acids. The record is from RefSeq and is a predicted model, not a curated record. The transcript has 16 exons. Gene Ontology annotation, cellular component: plasma membrane. NCBI's taxonomy places the organism in Eukaryota, Metazoa, Chordata, Actinopteri, Syngnathiformes, Syngnathidae.